AUGGAUGAGUUCAACCAGAUCCGGGUCUCUUUGAUUCUUGUAGCGCUGCUUCACGUAACAGUUACUGAAAACAACCAGGAUGAUAGUGUGAGUCUCAAAUGCGCUCUGUUCUCCGCUGAUGUGAGUAGAUACAAAGUGAAGUGGCUGUACGGAGGUGAAGAUGUGGAUGGACCCAACCAGUAUGUUCCAAAAGAAGAGAGUGUCACUUUCUUCAUGAACAGCUACACCCUGAAUUAUUCCUCCAUAAACUCAUUCAACACGGACUUAUUCUCAUGUGAAGUAACACACAGUUACACUGGAAGAGUUCAAUACUUCAACGUCCAGUCCUCAGGAAGCAGAGAGCCUGUCUUCUACACUUCUGAAAAUGGAGAUGACGUCACUUUGUCUUGUGGCAAUGUGACCAAAGAUCAGCAUCACUGUGAGAAUACAACAUGGACCUACAGUGGUUCAGGAUACAGAGCGGUAGAGCUGGUCAGACUCGGGCAGGUUGGUGAGAACACUGGAGCUAAAUCAGGCAGGCUGAGAGUUACUGAGGACUGUUCUCUGGUUGUAACGAAUGUCACAGAGGAGGAUGUGGGUCGUUACGUCUGUCGACAGAACACACCAGGAGGAAGAACAGUGGAUACGGUGUAUCUGUCUCUUAUUACCAUGACUGAGCAAGAGAGCGGCGAGGAUGUGACAUUAAUCUGCUCUGUGUCGAUGUAUGGAAUCUGUAGCAGCAGAGUGAAGUGGCUGUUUGAAGGCAAAGUUAUGAAUGAACAUCACCCAAGAGGGAGGAGCUCACAGCGUCCCUGCUCUGCCUCAAUGACCCUUCAGACCCGUGACAGCAUCUAUAAACUGAGACAUGACUCCCUGCAGUGUGAAGUGACGUCUAACGAGAGGCAGCUGUUUCCCUUCAGACUGCAGGCCUCAGGUGAGAAGUCAGGAACAGCAUCAACUGAACCAAAGGUACCAACCGAGACCAGCAUGAGAGCAGAGAAAACAUCUUGGCCUCUCUACUAUACUGUCAAACUUGAAGACAUGGUCACUUUGCCCUGUGAGAAUGUGAUCAACAGUCAGCAGAAGUGUAACAGCACUUCAUGGGUCUACUACCAUACUAACAGUGAACCAAAAGAGCUCGUUAAACAUGGGCAGAUAAUUGAUGAUACUCAUGCCAGGAUGAAUGUCACAGAGGACUGUUCUCUGGUACUACCGGCCUGGACCGGCGAUGAAGGUCGUUAUGUCUGUAAGCAGGACAUAUCAGGACAACGACAAGCAAACACUGAGAUCGAUCUGUCUAUUCUUUUAGUUAGUGAAAACAACCAGGAUGAUAGUGUGGGUCUCUCCUGCGCUCUGCUCUCAGCUGAUGUGAGUAGAUACAAAGUGAAGUGUCUGUACGGAGGUGAAGAUGUGGAUGGACCCAACCAGUAUGUUCCAACAGAAGAGAGAGACACUUUCUUCAGUAAGGGCUACACCCUGAAUUAUUCUUCCAUAAACUCAUUCAACACGGACUUACUCUCAUGUGAAGUAACACACAGUUACACUGGAAGAGUUCAAUACUUCAACGUCCAGUCCUCAGGAAGCAGAGAGCCUGUCUUCUACACUUCUGAAAAUGGAGAUGACGUCACUUUGUCUUGUGGCAAUGUGACCAAAGAUCAGCUUCACUGUGAGAAUACAACAUGGACCUACAGUGGUUCAGGAUACAGAGCGGUAGAGCUGGUCAGACUCGGGCAGGUUGGUGAGAACACUGGAGCUAAAUCAGGCAGGCUGAGAGUUACUGAGGACUGUUCUCUGGUUGUAAAGAAUGUCACAGAGGAGGAUGUGGGUCGUUACGUCUGUCGACAGAACACACCAGGAGGAAGAACAGUGGAUACGGUGUAUCUGUCUCUUAUUACCAUGACUGAGCAAGAGAGCGGCGAGGAUGUGACAUUAAUCUGCUCUGUGUCGAUGUAUGGAAUCUGUAGCAGCAGAGUGAAGUGGCUGUUUGAAGGCAAAGUUAUGAAUGAACAUCACCCAAGAGGGAGGAGCUCACAGCGUCCCUGCUCUGCCUCAAUGACCCUUCAGACCCGUGACAGCAUCUAUAAACUGAGACAUGACUCCCUGCAGUGUGAAGUGACGUCUAACGAGAGGCAGCUGUUUCCCUUCAGACUGCAGGCCUCAGGUGAGAAGUCAGGAACAGCAUCAACUGAGCCAAAGGAACCAACCGAGACCAGCAUGAGAGCAGCCCGGUUGAGGUUCAUCGUUGUGUCUUUGGGUUUAUCAGCUCUCAUAAUAACCGUUGUGACGGUCAACAUUUGGGCGAGAACUAAAGGGCGAAGAGGAAAGCAGAAGGAACAUUUGGUGAGAUUUAAAACUCAAAUUGAUAUUUUACAGUUUGUAGGAGGUGGAUGAAGGUAGAAAUAUGACGUAUUUAUUAUAUAAGUGACAAUAUAUUUGUCUGAAUGUGCUAAACAUGAGGCAGUGCAUGGAUCGCGAUCAGAGAACAGACAGAGGGGAUUAAGAGUUGUCUGUUGGAGUGCUUGUGUUGUGUUGAUUUCCUCAGGUGGGGGAUGGUCGUGAUCAGGAAGAUGAUGAUACAGUGACCAAUGAAAUCAUCACACCUCCUGCAGAGGAUUGAACAGCUGUCCGUCAGCCUGCGCAGAUCAACACCUGAUGUUACACCUGACUUUUGAUUUGAUUUGAUGUCUUUAUUUCGAACAUUUAAAAGUAAAAAUGCAAAAAAAAAGCAUACAAGUAGAAAAGAAGAAAUAGUUAUACAAAGGAAACAAAAUCAAUCAGUUCCAUUAGCAAGCACGUAAACUUUGUACUUUACAUGUAUGAAAAGGAGGAAGAUGUUAAACGUAUCUAAUCCCUUCAUUCACUAUUAUCGGUCAUUAUGCUAGAGCUCUCCCACAAGUCAAAUCUUCAUAUAUUAUCUUCAUAUUUACACUGACAAACAAAAGUAAACAAAAGUAAACCCCUCGUGAUUCUCAGCACUUGUCUUCCUCCUUGUACCUCAUGAACAUCAUUUCUUUGUACCUCUUCCUGAACUGAAUUAUGUUCAGACAUUGCUGUAGCUCCAUAUUGAGUCUGUUCCACAGUUUUACUGAAAUACAAAAACUUCUCCUUGUGGUCCGAACACUCACCAUCUUUAAUCUUAAAGGUGACAUAUCACGCUUUUUUCAUCAACAUAUAUCGGUCUAAGAGGUCCCCAAAACAUGUCUUUAAAGUUUAUGCUCAAAAAAACACUUUGAAAUCAGAUUUUGGCAUGCCUGAAAAGUCCUUUUCUUCAUUCCUCAUCAGAACACUCUGUUUUCUCUCUGACCACGCCCCCUCCAGAAGUGGAUGCGCCUCGGCUCUCCAGCACGUUGAUCUAAUGUUUACAUGUUGGCUGAAUAUACACGGCUGCUCAGAGAUCGCGUUACUUCAACCCUCUGAAUCUGAUCCUGACGGAGAGGCGCCUGCAGCAGGACCUUUCUGAACGAUUGGUCAUAGAUUUAGUGUUUCUUGUUGUUUUAUUUGUCAGUAUGUCGACGUGUGUCUUGGUACACAGCUACGAACAUGUAGCUAUGUGGCUAUGCUAACUAGCGCUAGCACUUAUCCAUGAUAAAUAAAAGUCAUCCACUAGAUCUUCAAAUCUGCAGACGUGGGGAGUAAAACCGACCUCUGCCAGAAAGGCAGCAGGACCUUUAUGAAGGAUUGGUCACAGAUUUAGUGUUUCAUGUUGUUUUAUUUGUCAGUAUGUCGACGUGUGUCUUGGUACACAGCUACAGCUACAGCUACAGCUAUGAACAUAUAGCUAUGUGGCUAUGCUAAUAAGCGCUAGCACUUAUCCAUGACAAAUAAAAAUCAUCCACUAGAUCUUCAAAUCUGCAGACGUGGGGAGUAAAACCGACCUUUGUGUUUAUUAAGACAGCCUACAACUAGCAUGCCUCCCUCCUAAGCUCCUUGUUAGCACACAUUUGUGCAGGUAAUGAAAAACGGAGGAGGGAUUCAGUAUUAUUUUAUACAGUCUAUGGGCUGAACAAGCUCCGAGCUCUGACUCCGUGACAGACCGGAUAUUGUUGUUACGUAACAAAAACACUGAAGUCUGAAACGGCUGGUUUCACACACAUUUACAGAAAGGUGUAGAAAUCAGAACAGGGGCAGAAUGGAUUCUUUUCAUUCUCGGGGGGUUUGUAGACAUGCCAGGGAAACAGAUUUCAGGUAAAGAACCAUUAAAAAGUCAAUUUUGCAUGAUAUGUCACCUUUAACUUCCCUCUGAAAAUAUAACCCCCCCCCUUUUCUUUCAAAGAACAGUCUUUAAAUAUUUCCUGGGAGGAGAUUUUUCCUUGCCUUGUACACAAUUUGUGCAGUUUUAAAAUCUACAAGGUCAAAUCAUUUCAAUAUUUUGGAUUUGAGGAAUAAUGAAUUUGUUCACGGAAAGCAACAUUGUGAACUGUUCUGAUGGCUCUUUGCUGUAGGACUGAAAGUGGUUGCAGGGAGCUUUUAUAGGUGUUUCCCCAAACCUCAGCACAGUAACUGAGAUAUGAUGAGAUCAGUGAACAGGAGAGGAUGAAGAGUGAUUUAUGAUCCAGAAUGUUCUUGGCUUUGGCGAGAACUGAAAUGCUUCGAGACAGCUUGGACUGAACGUGUUUUAUGUGUUUUAUUUCAUCUAUUAUUACACCAAGGAAUUUGUGUUCAUGUACUCUUUCUCUUUCUUACAUCUAAAAACUUCUUUGAUUACCUGAAGACUAACAAUGGAGUCUUCUUUCUGAAGUGUAAGAUCCAUACAGACUCCUUUGAAGACCUGAAAUGACUGUUAAUACAUGUUAGACAUCUGAUACGUGUCGUUUGAUAGCAUCAUUAUAUUAUUUGAUCGUAUGCUCGCUUUACGUCUCAUAUAUCCUGUUUUCUUAAUGACCGCAACAUUAAUCUUAACCUCCAAUACUCAGACAUUUAACUUCCUGAGACGCCAUCUUGUUAUUUCCAUGAAGUGAUACGCAUCUGAAUAAACUUCAGACAUAUCUGUUUCUUUGUUUCAGCUUCAAGUAGAAUCAGUCUCUGAAGAUAUGUAGUUAUAAACAAAGUGAUUUAUUACAUAUUCAAAUGUGUGUUCGUGUUUGAUUAAACAUUGUUUAAGAUGUCUUCAGAUUUGUCUCAUUCUGUUUCCUUGUGUCUGGUACCUCCAUGAGAUCUGGGCUCUGUAGUGGAGUUAUCAUCAAUUUGACUCUCAGACUCCAGAAACUCUGAAAUAAACUCCUC
Messenger RNA from Notolabrus celidotus (New Zealand spotty), 5202 nucleotides. RefSeq lists its product as uncharacterized. The record is from RefSeq and is a predicted model, not a curated record. Bases 1 to 2370 code for a protein of 789 amino acids. Gene Ontology annotation, biological process: positive regulation of ERK1 and ERK2 cascade; interleukin-15-mediated signaling pathway; T cell activation. Lineage: Eukaryota; Metazoa; Chordata; Actinopteri; Labriformes; Labridae. The transcript has 12 exons. Gene Ontology annotation, molecular function: MHC class II protein binding; protein tyrosine kinase binding. Gene Ontology annotation, cellular component: membrane raft; external side of plasma membrane.